Capsicum annuum is the source of this 2903-nucleotide messenger RNA. Its product is annotated as wall-associated receptor kinase-like 14. The record is from RefSeq and is a predicted model, not a curated record. Gene Ontology annotation, molecular function: ATP binding; protein kinase activity. Lineage: Eukaryota; Viridiplantae; Streptophyta; Magnoliopsida; Solanales; Solanaceae. The transcript has 3 exons. Gene Ontology annotation, biological process: protein phosphorylation. The coding region runs from base 555 to 2669 and encodes 704 amino acids.
AGUUGAAAAAUGGAAAUGCCCUUGUGCUAUUUGGAGCUGCUGCAAAUUGACGUGUGAGUUAAAAAUAAAAAAACCUUCUUCCCUGUAUUCCAAGUCUUCCUUCUAUAUCCUCUGAUAAAUCCGAUUCAAUAAACUUCAUAGAUAGGAACCCAUUUAAACCCAAUUAUUACAGAGCUGUUUUGAUGCUCAUAUAUUUCAAAUUUUGGAGUCUUUAAUUGCUACCAAUCAGAAAAAAGGAAAAUUUGCAGAGAGAAAUAAUAGCUAAGGGGGUUAGCUAAGCACAACAUAAAUACAUGAAACCAGUCCACGGUACUCUCACCUUCCCUUCUAUAGAAUUCAGAAAAUAGCAUUUAUUGAUGAACAAUGAACUCCCCACCAACAUCAACUGCACUCCUUUAAUUUUCAUCAAUAAAUAGUCCUCUCUAAGUCAACCUCUUCCAACUAUUUUUUUUUUCUACUUUUUCUUCCUUUUUCAUGGGUAAUUUAGCUAUCACUCAUUCUCAUUUUCUCUUUGCAGAAGCUGAUGAUUGAUCUCUUUAAUUCAAUUUCAAAUCAUGGUUGAAAAUCAGAUAAUUACUAUUCGCUUAGUCUUCUCAAUUCUAUUAAUUUGGUCAACAUCGGCAUCGGCAGUUGAGACUAAUCAAACAAGUAAAUGCAAUCAGUAUUGCGGAGCUGGUUCUAAUGCUCUGCGAGUUCAUUAUCCAUUUGGGUUCUCAGAGGGAUGUCGGAUUCGUUUAAAUUGUACUGAGAGUACCAGAGAAAUCAGAAUCGGAGAAUUUACAGUACAGAAUAUGACUUCAGAUACUCUAAUGGUCAACUUCCCGGUAAAUUGCAGCCGUCCGAUUGAAGAUCUUCAACAAUUCGAUGGAAACAACUAUGCUAUGACUUGGAGAAACGGACUUCUGUUACAAAACUGUAAAGUUCCAAGGAGCGAGUGUACUAUACCAUCUGAACUAUUAAGUACCCGAUUGAAUAUACCGUCGUGUGAUUCGAAGAAAGAGAAUGUUAGCUGUUAUUCAGAAGCGAGAGCUGAUUAUAUGGAGUACACGAAGCUGAGGGAUACUGGAUGUGCAGUUGUGGUUUCGUCUAUAUUGGUUGGUAUGGAUAAUGAUACAAAGAAGAGUUCUGCCAUGUUCCUGGAGUUUCAGACGCUGGAAUUGGCCUGGGGAUUGGAAGGAGAUUGUGCAUGUGAUGAUGAUGCAGAUUGUACUAAUGUUUUACUUACUGGGAACCGAACCGGUUUCCGGUGCCGGUGUAAAGAUGGAUUCAUCGGUGAUGGUUUUCGCGGCGGUGAUGGCUGCCGGAGAGUUUCUAGAUGCAAUCCUUCCAGAUACCUCUCUGGCCGAUGUGGUGGAACAACAAGAAUUGGUGUGCUCGUUGGAGGGAUUUUUGCUGGAGCUGGUUUAAUGGCUGCUUUGGCUAUUCUCUGCUGCUGCAUGCGGAGACGUUCUGCAUCUCUGAAGAAAAGAAUGAGCGCAAAGCGCCUUCUCUCUGAAGCUGCAGGCGGCAACAGUGUUCCUUUAUUUCAAUACAAAGAAAUUGAGAGAGCAACAAAUAGUUUCUCUGAGAAACAGAGGCUGGGAAUAGGUGCUUAUGGCACAGUUUAUGCUGGUAAGCUCCACAGUGAUGAAUGGGUUGCAAUUAAGAAACUAAGGCAUCGAGAUCCGGAUGGUGUUGAACAAGUGAUGAAUGAGAUUAAGCUUUUGUCCUCUGUAAGUCAUCCAAAUUUAGUCCGCCUCUUAGGUUGUUGUAUCGAAAAUGGUGAGCAGAUUCUCGUUUAUGAAUUCAUGCCCAACGGUACUCUAGCUCAGCAUCUACAGAGAGAAAGGGGUUCAGGACUUCCAUGGACAAUACGCCUCACUAUCGCCACAGAAACUGCUCAUGCAAUUGCUCACCUUCACUCAGCAAUGAAUCCACCAAUAUACCACAGGGAUAUCAAAUCCAGUAACAUACUUUUAGAUUACAACUUCAACUCAAAGGUUGCGGACUUUGGUCUUUCCAGAUUUGGCAUGAUGGAUGAUUCUCAUAUCUCUACAGCACCACAAGGUACUCCAGGUUAUGUGGAUCCUCAGUACCAUCAGAAUUACCAUCUUUCAGAUAAGAGUGAUGUGUACAGCUUCGGGGUGGUUCUUGUAGAAAUCAUUACAGCAUUGAAAGUGGUUGAUUUCUCUCGAGCACACAGCGAGAUUAACUUGGCUGCACUUGCAAUAGACAGAAUAGGGAAGGGUCGUGUGGAUGAGAUCAUCGAUCCAUUCCUCGAGCCACACAGAGAUGCAUGGACUCUAUCAUCAGUUCAUAGAGUUGCAGAGCUGGCUUUCAGAUGCCUUGCAUUUCAUAGGGAUAUGAGGCCUUCAAUGACAGAAGUGGCAGAUGAGCUCGAACAGAUCAGGCUCAGCAGUUGGGCAUCAUUGGAGGACAAUGUAUGUAUGACUUCGUCAGUGAAUUCCUCUUGCUCAUCACCCCGUAGUUUGAGCGAGACAUCUUUUCGUAGCACAACAACUAAGAAAGGGGUUGGGAGCAGGAGGUUGAUUGUUCCACAGAAGAUGGCGAAUUCACUGACACCCAUGGAAGAAAUAAAGGACAGUUCCCCUGUUUCAGUGCAGGAUCCUUGGUUAAGUGAAGAGAGCCCCCCUUCAACAAACAGAUUAUUAGGUAAUGCUGGUCGAUAACGGCUUCAAAAAAAAAAAAAAAAAGUUUGCUUAGGUAGAAAACUGAGGUGAUCACCUGUAAUCUAUUACCAUCUUUUCUUGCCUUCAGAUCUAGUGACUAAUACCAGAGAGUACAACAAAAUUUCUCUUUGUAUCAAAACUUUUAUUGCUUCUGCUGCUUCAUACGCAGAAGUAUACAUUACGAAGAAUGUCAAAUAGUACAGCAGUGCCAUGAAUUUGAACCGUCUUUACGUA